AUGUCAACCACCACCACCACGGCGAGGAAGUCUGCGGGGGACAUCAUCGCCUCGGCGUCGCGGCCCAGCAACAACAGGUCGGGCGGAUCCCAGGAGGAAGCGAACCGCAACGACUACCGCCGAAAGCUGUGGUGCGAGACGCAGUGGACGAAUCUGAGCAUGCAGGCCAAGAAAACGCACAACCUGCCCACCUUGCCGUACUUUGACCCGGAGACCAUGCUGUUGAGUAAGGAGGUUAACGCGAGGCUGUGGGGGCAAUUGGGCCGGUUAUGGGACUACCUGGGCCCCGAUCGGGCGCCCUACGCCACGCCAAUCAUGGUCGAAGGCGGCGAAGUCAAAUGGCACUCGUUCCUGAACGGCAGCCAGGGCGACGAGGCGGAGGUCUAUGAGAAAGACCUCGACGUCUUUAUGAGUCGCAGCAAGAGGCCGGGCGAGUAUGAUGGGUUGUUUGGAUGA
Messenger RNA from Fonsecaea multimorphosa CBS 102226, 456 nucleotides. RefSeq lists its product as uncharacterized. Lineage: Eukaryota; Fungi; Ascomycota; Eurotiomycetes; Chaetothyriales; Herpotrichiellaceae. The record is from RefSeq and is a predicted model, not a curated record. The transcript is spliced from 2 exons. The coding region runs from base 1 to 456 and encodes 151 amino acids.